Molecule: messenger RNA, 363 nt
Organism: Danio aesculapii
Lineage: Eukaryota; Metazoa; Chordata; Actinopteri; Cypriniformes; Danionidae
Product: kit ligand-like
Biological process (GO): positive regulation of cell population proliferation; cell adhesion
Cellular component (GO): plasma membrane
Molecular function (GO): stem cell factor receptor binding; cytokine activity
Source: RefSeq, a predicted model, not a curated record
AUGCCCAAGAAACUGAAUUUGAUUUGGAUAUGCACCUGUGUCCAUUUAUUGCUGUACAUCACAGUUGCUGCCUAUUCCAGUGAAAUAGGAAAUCCCAUUACAGAUGACAUCAAGAAAAUUUCUCUGUUGAAACAGAAUAUUCCAAAAGACUACAAGAUUACUGUACGUUACAUACCUAAAGAAGUGAGUGGCAUGUGCUGGGUGAAGCUAAAUGUAUUUCACUUGGAGGUGAGCUUAAAAGGCCUGGCGCAGAAGUUUGGGAACAUAUCCAAUAAAGAUAAUAUAGGCACUUUCGUCCAAAUACUGCAAGAAAUGCGGUAUCACAUUGGACUUGGUUUGGAACAGAAGAAGAAAGAGGAAUAA